CCAUAUGACGUUAGAGAUGGCAUACUCUACAGGAAGAUUACUCGUAACAAUGUGGCUUCAUGGCUACCCGUAGUUCCACGGUCUCUUAUUUGGACACUAAUUAAUCAUGUCCACAACGAAUUGCAACAUUUAGGCAGGGACAAAACUCUAGACAAGCUGUAUGAAAAGUAUUGGUUUCCCGAUAUGUCUUAAUAUGUACGAAAAUUUAUAGAUUCGUGUAUCAUUUGUGAGGCAUCGAAAGGUCCAUCGGGUGCUCAGCCUGUUCAGCUUCAUUCGAUUCCAAAAGUAUCCGUGCUUUGGCACUCGAUUCACAUAGAUUUUUUGGGGAUGAUGAGCGGGAAGAGUGACUGAAAGGAGUAUUGCUCGGUAAUAAUUGAUGCCUUUACCAAAUACGUUUUACUCGAACAUACUUUGUCAGUCGAUUCCAAGAGCGCAAUAUAUGCCGUACAAAAAGCGGUGUGUCUUUUUGGAGCCCCGAAAAGAAUCAUCGCAGAUCAGGGCCGUUGCUACGUUAGCUCAGAUUUUAAGGGCCUUUGUCAAGAGCAUAAAAUAGACCUUCAUUUCAUCGCGACUAGUACAAGUAGGGCAAACGGCCAAGUUGAACGAGUGAUGCGUACUCUAAAGAGCCUCCUUACUAUCAUUGAAAACGACCCUAACAAAGCGUGGCGUGACGAAUUAGGUAACAUCCAACUUGCUCUCAAUAGUUCUAAAUCUUCUGUUACCAAAUACUCACCGUCAAAACUAAUGUUUGGAAUUCGUUCUAAUUCUUUAGGAAUGUCUAAGUUGAACGCUGAUAAUAUAGAUUAUGAGGUUCUCUUAGAUUUAGAUUCGGUAAGAACUGAUGCAUCAGCUAACAUUUGCAAACCUGCUGAAUCUGAUACCCUUCGGCUUAAUCGUGGUCGAGCCACAAUAAGACCUUUCACUAAAGGAGACUUCGUAUUUAUUAAAAAUUGUGAACGGAAUAAAACAAAAUUGGAUAGGAAGUUUCGAGGUCCAUAUGUUAUAGUAGAAAUACUUGAAAACGAUCGCUACGAACUUAAAAGUUUAGGUGGUUUUCAGAGAAACUCUCACGAAAAUUUCCGCGCAAUACCCCAGGGACCAGGACGGCGUCGGAAGAUGAUGAAAGUAUAA
This is a messenger RNA of Leptidea sinapis, 1131 nucleotides long. RefSeq lists its product as uncharacterized. Lineage: Eukaryota; Metazoa; Arthropoda; Insecta; Lepidoptera; Pieridae. Gene Ontology annotation, molecular function: nucleic acid binding. The transcript has a single exon. The record is from RefSeq and is a predicted model, not a curated record. The coding region runs from base 610 to 1131 and encodes 173 amino acids.